UGAGAAGGUGGAGAAUCCUGGGAAAAAGUGGACCCUGAAGUUGCUGGACCCACAGACUAUCUUGAGCAUUGUGUCCAGAGAUCUGAAUGUCAUCUCAACCUUCAGCAUCAGCAAUAGUUGUUCUGACAAUGGACCAUUCUAUCGAGAUGAUGGAAAGGAGAGCUUGGUGUUUUCGGGACUCUGCCCUUUCACAGGAAGAGGAUACAGCCAGGUUUUUUGUGCUGGAUUGAAACCAGGACUUCAUGCAUGGGAAACAGUAACAUUUAAAGAUGUGGCUGUGGACCUUACUCAGGAAGAAUGGCAGCAAAUGAAACCUGCUCAAAGGAUCUUGUACCGUGAUGUGAUGCUGGAGAACUAUAGCAACCUAGUCACAGUGGGCUGUGAAGUUACCAAACCAGAUGUAAUCUUCAAGUUGGAACAGGAGGAGGAGCCAUGGGUGAUGGAGGAAGAAAUGUUCUGGAGGCACUUUCCAGAAGUUUGGGAAGUUGAUGAACAUAUCAAGAAGCAACAGAAAACACUUGUGAGGAAAGGCACAUCCGUCUCCAAGAAAACUCUGAUUAAGGAAAAAGUCAAUGAAUGUAAAAAAGUUGCAAAACUAUUUCCUCUGAGCUCAGAUAUUAUUACCUCAAGACAAAGCUUCUAUGAAUAUGACUCACUUAAUAAGGAUCUGGAACAAAAUUUAGAUUUAUUUAGUUAUGAGAAAGGUUGUGUAACAGAAGAAAACUUUGAAUGCAAUGAGUUUGGGAAACCCUUUUACCAUUGUUCAUCCUAUGUCAUAACUCCUUUUAAAUGCAAUCAUUGUGGACAAGACUUCAUUCACAAAUUCGAUCUCAUUAGACAUGAGAAAACUCAUGCUGGAGAAAAACUUUAUGAAUGUAAAGAAUGUGGAAAAGCCUUCAGUAGGAAGGAAAAUCUUAUUACACAUCAGAAAAUUCAUACUGGAGAAAAACCUUAUAAGUGUAAUGAAUGUGGAAAAGCUUUCAUUCAAAUGUCAAACCUCAUUAGACACCAAAGAAUUCAUACUGGGGAGAAACCUUAUGCAUGCAAGGAUUGUUGGAAAGCUUUCAGUCAGAAAUCAAAUCUCAUUGAACAUGAGAGGAUUCAUACUGGAGAAAAACCCUAUGAAUGUAAGGAAUGUGGAAAAUCCUUCAGCCAGAAGCAAAAUCUUAUUGAACAUGAGAAGAUUCAUACAGGGGAGAAACCUUAUGCAUGUAAUGAAUGUGGUAGAGCUUUUUCUCGAAUGUCAUCUGUUACUCUGCAUAUGAGAAGUCACACAGGGGAGAAACCCUAUAAAUGUAAUAAAUGUGGAAAAGCUUUCUCUCAGUGCUCAGUAUUUAUUAUACACAUGAGAAGUCAUACGGGUGAGAAGCCUUAUGUAUGUAGUGAGUGUGGGAAAGCCUUCUCUCAGAGUUCAUCUCUUACUGUACAUAUGAGAAAUCAUACAGCUGAGAAACCCUAUGAAUGUAAUGAAUGUGGAAAAGCUUUCAGCCGGAAAGAAAAUCUUAUUACACACCAGAAAAUUCAUACUGGAGAAAAACCUUAUGAAUGCCAUGACUGUGGGAAAGCUUUUAUUCAGAUGUCAAACCUCAUCAGACACCAGCGGAUUCAUACUGGUGAGAAACCCUAUACCUGUACAGUAUGUGGAAAAGCCUUUAGCCAGAAAUCAAAUCUUACUGAACAUGAGAAAAUUCAUACUGGAGAAAAACCGUAUCAUUGUAAUCAGUGUGGAAAAGCAUUCAGUCAGAGACAGAAUCUUCUUGAACAUGAAAAAAUCCAUACUGGAGAGAAACCAUUUAAAUGUAAUGAAUGUAGUAAAGCCUUCUCUAGAAUCUCAUCCCUUACUUUGCAUGUAAGAAGUCAUACAGGGGAGAAACCCUAUGAAUGUAAUAAGUGUGGCAAAGCUUUCUCUCAAUGCUCAUUACUUAUUAUACAUAUGAGAAGUCAUACUGGUGAGAAACCUUUUGAAUGUAAUGAGUGUGGAAAAGCAUUUUCUCAAAGGGCAUCUCUUUCUAUACAUAAGAGAGGUCAUACAGGUGAAAAACACCGAGUGUACUAAAUGAAGGCAGGCCUCUUGUAUAUUCAACCUAUGAUUUACUUAAAACAUCUUAAUGUAAGCUCAGAAGAAAAAAAAAACAUUGAACAAGAUUGUUUUGGAGAAACAGGAAAACUUUGUUGGGCAUGUGUAUGUAUGACUUGAGUAGAUAAACCAUAUAUAUUAGUGAUAAGCCAAUAUCAUAAAAUUGUCAGUUCUCAAAAAAA
Messenger RNA from Octodon degus (degu), 2259 nucleotides. Its product is annotated as zinc finger protein 568. Lineage: Eukaryota; Metazoa; Chordata; Mammalia; Rodentia; Octodontidae. The coding region runs from base 308 to 2056 and encodes 582 amino acids. The record is from RefSeq and is a predicted model, not a curated record. The transcript is spliced from 6 exons. Gene Ontology annotation, biological process: regulation of DNA-templated transcription.